UACGCUGCCAUUUUGUCCGGCAGAGCAGCAGUCAGUCAGUCAGUCCGUGCGGAGAAAGCUGUGAGGAGACUUCCCAGACAGCGUCACCGGACUGUUGGAGGGGGGGGAAAACCCGGUAAUGUGGUUGUAGCAUCCGGAAAACAGCACCAGCCGAACGAGGGGACUCCGAAGGAAAAGGACCGAGCCAAAGGAGCUGUCAUUUUCAACUUACCGGGUCCGCCGGCUGGGCUCGGCUGCGCUCGACUCGACUCGGCUCGCUCUCUGCUUGGCUAAUCUCUUUAGCUCUUCGGCUAGCUUCUCGCACCUUGAGGAGGAGGAAGAGGGGGGAAACUGGCUGUCAGUGUUGCAGUAACCUCUGACAAACUUUGAAUAAUGCUCUCUUUAAUUCCUUCUUACUUUCACCACCGGAGCGGGCUCUAAACAGGCACUUUACUGGGGAAGCAGUGAUAGCUUUAACAGCCGAGCUAACAAGUUGACGUGGAGGAGGAACUGAAGUUUUUCUCUUUCUUUUUUAACAUUUUUUUUUCAAAGCUUUGUUUUUUUUUUUUCUUCUUACACGGAUUACUUCGUUUUCUGCCAAACCGGACCCGGACUUGUCGCUUUUGGUGACUUCAAACAAAGAAUUCAGGUUUUGAAGCAGCCUGUUAGCUAUGUUUAUUUGUGGCCAGAAAGUGAUUUCAAGUGUUUCCAGAUUCCACUGUGGGACUCUUUCCUGGUUCGAGUACUGCAACGGAAACAUUAGCUAACACACACUAGCCCACAACAGCGUCUUUCUGCUUUAUUUACUUCAUAAAUACAAGGAAUAAACCUCCCUAGUCCUUUUUUUUUUUUUUUUUUUUUUUGCCACCCAGACAACUUAUCUCCAAAGAUAAACUGCCGGUUCAGUCAAAUCGGUUUUGCAGCAGCAGUGAUCCGGAGCUUGGUUUGAAGUUUAAAGUUCUGUCCCGGAUUGGAGCCGAUCCAUUGAUUGGGUCGUUGUUCUGUCUUGAUUGAGCUGAAGGGGAGAAAAAACCAACAGCGAUGUCGGGCCAGUCUAUUACGGAUCGGAUCGCUGCGGCGCAGCACAGCAUGACGGGCUCUGCCAUCAGCAAGGCGGUGUGCAAAGCCACCACACACGAAGUGAGCGGACCUAAGAAGAAGCACCUGGACUAUCUGAUCCACUGCACCAAUGAGAUGAACGUCAACAUUCCCCAGCUGGCAGACACUCUUUUCGAGAGAACAGCCAACUCAAGCUGGGUGGUGGUCUUCAAAGCCCUCAUUACCACCCACCACCUCAUGAUGUACGGCAACGAGCGUUUCAUCCAGUACCUGGCCUCCAGAAACACUCUGUUCAACCUCAGCAACUUCUUGGAUAAGGGAGCUCUGCAAGGUUACGACAUGUCAACCUUCAUCAGACGAUACAGUCGCUACCUGAAUGAAAAGGCCAUGUCCUACAGACUGGUGGCUGUGGAUUUCACCAAGAUGAAGAGAGGUGUCGACGGCGUGAUGCGCACCAUGAACGCAGAGAAGCUCAUCAAGACUCUGCCCAUCAUCCAGAACCAGCUGGACGCUCUGCUGGACUUUCAGGCCAAUCCUAACGAGCUGACCAAUGGAGUGAUCAACUCGGCCUUCAUGCUGCUCUUCAAAGACUCCAUAAGGCUCUUUGCUGCGUACAAUGAAGGAGUCAUCAACCUGUUGGAGAAAUACUUUGACAUGAAGAAGAAUCAGUGUAAAGACGCUCUCGACAUCUACAAGAAAUUUCUUUACAGGAUGACAAAGCUGUCGGAGUUCCUCAAAGUGGCUGAGCAAGUUGGAAUAGAUCAGGGUGACAUCCCAGAUCUCUCACAGGCCCCCAGCAGCCUCCUGGAGGCUUUGGAGCAGCACCUUGCCUCUCUGGAGGGCAAGAAGACGAAGGAGUUGAAUGCAGACACAAGAGCAUCCACCUUGUCGAGUGCUGUCUCGUCUCUGUCCUCCACCGGCAUGUCCUUCAGCCGCAUGGAUGAGAAGGAGAAGCAGCAGGCCUUGGAGGAGGAGCAGGCCAGGCUGCUGGCUCUCAAGGACCAGCGCCUGAAGGAGAUCAGCAUGCAGACUCCACCCUCCGCCUCCCCCAGCAGCCAGUCGGUCGGCAGCGCCAACAACAACAACCACAUCUCUCACACCCCAGAGUUGUUUGGCUCCGUGCUGAAUGCAAACAGCGUCCCCAACCUGAACAGCGACCUGUUUGAUCUUCAGCCGGCCUUCAUCCCCGCCGUGCAGAGCACUCCUUCCAUCUCCAACGCCAACAGUGCCUGGGGAGGACUGGAGAGCCAGGCGCUGCAGCAGUCCACCCCGGCCAUGAGUGUAGAUUUCGAUGCCGUGUUCGGGAAUAAGGCCACACCCAGUAACAACGGCCCACAACCUGCAGCCGGUUUCGAUGCUCUCGGAGACCUGUUAAAGCCCACAGUCACCGCGCACACCGCACCACCUCCUCCUCCUCAAAUGGCCAUCCAUCCUGGAGGAAAGCUGCUAGCCAAUGACCUCGACUCCUCUCUGGCCAACCUUGUGGGCAAUCUGCAGUUUGGUGGAACCGGUGCCAAGAAGCCAGAGAUGCAGUGGAACCAGGCUGGUGAGAAGAAGCUAACCGGCGGCCAAAACUGGCAAAAUAAGACCAUGUCGACCACGCAGUGGAGCCCCGCGCCCAUGGCUCCACAGCCCAUGCCUGUGCCACAUGUGAAUGGAAUGUUCUAUACUAGUUAUGCUCCAGCGCCAAUGGCUUUCCCCAUGACCACACCACAAGUGCCUGUGUAUGGAAUGGUCCCUCCCCAGAUGGCUCAGAUGGGUGGGGUACCUGUGCUGGCUCCACAGCCGAUGAUGUACAACCAGCCUGUUCUCAGACCCACCAACCCUUUCGCGCCCAUGCCAGGAGCCCAGAUGCAGUUUAUGUAAUCCAUUCAGGGGGGAAGCUGAGUGCCAAAAGCGACAAACAAAGCAGCAGAAAACCCCCCAACAAAAACUCACGAGAGGACGAUCGAACGGAAGGGGGGAACGAUUUGAUCAGGCGAACGAAGAGACACAGACAAGCUGACCGACAGACACCGAAACAGAAGGAGGCCAUGAGGGGCGGAGGGUGUGGGACUCUGUCCCGGCUGGAACGACUGCUGUCGUGCGUGUGUGUGUGUGAGAGUGUGGAGCUUCUCUGUGUUUAUCAUUUGUGUUUUAAAUCGUGCAGACGGAGGGAUGGGAUGGACGGACGUCUGGUUUUCACCCAGCCUGUUCGGUUCUGUGUCUGGAUCCAGAAUUAGCUUUAUUUCAAACUGGUGCUAUAUUGUCCUCUCUGAGUUCCUGUCUGCCUGCAACAGCAACUUGGGAGGACGUGUCCUCUUAUUAGAGGACGUGUGUGUGUGUGUGGGGGUGUGUGUGCGCGUGUUCGCAGCAGUUGUUCCAGGUAAUGCAGCCUCUCCUCUCUCUCCUCCCCCCUCAGUCUCUGUUUGUUUUUCAGAGAGAAACGCAGAGGCACAUUUUCUCAAGUAUGUUUCCUGUAAUUUUCCAAUCCAUGUAUUUCUUUUUUCCCCUUCUGUUUUCUUUGCCUUUAACGUUAUCAGGGCUUGUACAGCGGUUUGUCGGAGCGUCAAACAGUAACCCAGCGUUUUCUCCUCAUGGCUUCUUGAGCUCUGCCGCUUUCACGUCAAGACGGGAGAUCGACGAAGCGUCGGGACAAAAAAAAAAAAACAAAAAAAAACACAAAUUUUGUCUCAAGGGCUCGUCCCACCAGGGAAAACGCAGCAAAACGAGUCCAGAUGUUGCGGAGAUCGUUGACUUGCAGCUGCGUCGUGAAAACUGCUGGAAACCUGCCAGUCUGUGUGCUUCUAGUCUGCCCUAGGGUUGGGUUCUUCACGUACAACGUCACAUGAAACGGAUCGAUUUUGACCCUAAAAGUAAUCAAUGAAGCUGUGUAUAUAAGCAAAACAAAAAAAAUUGAGUGUGUAAGUUUUUCUUUUCUUCUCACGUGGAGUGUUUACCCAUCUGUGAACAUUAUUGCAGUCAGUAGAAACUCAGAUUGUGUGUGUCUCUUUAAGUCAAGGGGCUUUGUGUGCGUCUUUCUCAGUGAUUGAUGAGAAACAAAUCCAGCACACUGAGGUUACGGCUGUUCUUAAAGGGAUAUGCACAGUCUUCUAGUCGAGCAGUAAAGGGAUAGUUUGAAAUCUUUUAAAGCAAAGUGCCUGUUGAGAGGUUAUCUGCAGUAGAGAGCGAUUAAGUUUGUAUUCUCUGGAUUCAAAAGCUAAAGCUAACGUCUGAAAUGUACCAAGUUUAAAGCAAAGAGGAAGUCCGACCUCAAAAACGUCUGAGCGGUUUCUGCAGACGAAGCUUUACGUUGGGUACUAAUUUACAGAGAAGUAUUAUUUACAUGACAGAUUGAUUGAUUGAUUGAUUGAUAGACAAAUACAUUCUAUAUGGGAAGUUCAUAAGUCCAGGCACCUAAAAAUCACAAAAUAAACACAAAAUAUUCGGUACUAUUGAAAAAAAGCAGCAACAUUAAAACAGGUUGGAGGUAGUGUGCCAUCAAUAAUCUUCCUGCGAGAAACUUGUACCGAUUUAAACUACCUUAAAAUCAAAAGUAUAACAGCAGUUUAAAUGAAUGCUACUUUAUUGGUUGUCACACUUUUAUGUCUGUUAUUCUCAGAAAAUUCUCUAAAUGUUCCAACCUCGGCACACGUUUCACACAGGAAGACUUUUAGAGGCGCACCACCUCCCAUCUCUGCCUCAAUAUCAGCUUAUUUGUAAAUAACGACCCAAAGUAAACGCUCAUAAAGUAGCGUUCAGAUGAGCAAAUGAGUUAUUUCCUGAAAACCUUUUAACAGAGCCUCUCUUUAAAAAGCCUGAAUGUUCCUUUGAAGAAAUUGUUUUGUUGUUUUUCUUUAUCCCUGUUGAAUAUUCAAAGUAUUUUUGGCUGACUAAAUUGCUGCUGAAUUGAUGAUUGAACUGUUGCCACGACAAUAAGGAUGAAAUGUGUAUUUUUCUGUCCAGCGGGGAUCUGGUCCUGCUUGUGUUUCUGCCUGACGGUCGCUAGGCAACCCGCUUGGAUCGGUCCAGACUUCUAAAACCAAUAGAUGCGGCUCCCUUUCAGCAGAUCCACAUCAUGAUUGAUGAUGAUGACGAUGGUAGCGCCGAGCGAGUUUGUUACUGAAUCGAGUCGACUUCACUUUCAAUUGCACUGAAUCAGAGCGAGAGGCGGGAAGCGCGGCGCUCCACGGUAACGGGGUGGAACAUGGCGGCCCCUCUUCAGGCAGAACCUCCGUCCUCACAAGUCAUGGCUGUUUGUGCAUAUUGCACCGUGUACGCUUACACGUUUUUGUGUACGACUUCUUCUUUUUUCCCAUUGAGGGCUACUUCUGAGGAUCAAAUUUUAAGUCGUACUUUAAGCCCACAUGUUUGAUACAAUUUCUUUUGUUGUUGUUGUUUUUUUUUUUCUUUUUCUAAAAUCAAAAUAUUGCAAAAAUGCACAUGCGAAAAAGUUGCACUGAAGUGGCUGACUCCCAGCAGUAGAGCUGUCGAGUUUUCUUUAAGGAUAGAGAUUUGUUUCGGGGUAGUUUUGUAGGGUUUAAAGAGCCCUCGUCUAUCGGCCGUUUCGCCGACGAACGUUUCUUCUUUUACUUUUAUUUUUUCCUGCCACUCUAAAGUUGAACUUGAAGCUUUGUGUAUUCCCAUCAGGGUUCGGCAUUCCAUCGGUGACGGUCCGGCCUCAAACUCAUCGUCCGCUCUGCUGUGAAUCCUCCAGAAUGUCGCCUCGGUUUUGCCGGCAUCGCUGAUCUAGUGCUGCAGCACCUAUUUUUGGCCUGUUUAGUCUGUAUUUAGUCUGUGUAGAUAUGUAAAGUGCUUACAGUUUCUGUGUAGAUUGUCCCGGCUGUCGCUGUGGGUUAGACGCUGCUCUUUAAAAGCUUCUCGUCAGUCUUGUGUUAGCUUAGCUUCUUCUUAUCCCGCCGUAGGUUCUCCCUCUGCGUCCUGUCCUCUCUGCUGGUGUCUACCAAAUGAUAGCUGUCAGUGUUUUUUCGUCCUUUAGCUGUAGAUAAAAAAAAGUUUCUCUCAGGCUUUGAGGUUUGCUUCUCUCAAACUCUUCUUUUCUUGCCUACUCGCAUUCAUCCAUUAUUCCAGCAUUCUUCCGUUUCUCCAUGUUUGUCUCGUUCGUCCCUGAUUGGACCUGAACAGCAAAGCGCACACAGAGAUUUUCAGGUUUUUGAGACAAAUCAAUGUGAUGAAUGAUCAUUUUGGAGACCAGCUCUUAUCCUUGUGAAAGUUAGCUUCGGCUAAAGGCCAGGGUUCUCAGUUUUCCUCCCUUUUUUUGUGUCAGAAUGAAGGUAAAUAUCUAGCGAAUCGUGAAUACUGAUGCCUCUGGGAGCUGCAGAUCUGUAACGUAGCCUUAUGAACAUUUAAUGGGAUCAAAAGGCUUUUUAAACACGUUGAAAUCACUGUUAUUGCCUCAUGUUGAAGUUUUAAGACCAGAUCAUGAAAUAAGUGAUUAUAAAUUAAAGUAGCUUACCUGAAUUUAGCCAACUUAGCUCGUGUGAAAUUUCAACCAGAGACGUUCCGAUCAGGAUUUGUGGCAACAAUUGAUAUACUUUAUAUUCUCAUCAGCUUUAAAAUGCAGAACAAUAACAUUUCAGUUUAAAGAAAACCACUUCCUGCUUUGGCUGAUGCUGAUUUUCAUGCAGUAGAAGUUUCCUGAAGCUAACUAUGGCGCCUUUCCUUGCUGUUGUGAUAUGGCUCGUUGAUAAUUCGGCGUGUAACGUGUUUCUGCAGGGGUUGAUCUCCUGCUUCGUGAACUCGGCGCUUUUGUUUUGAACAUUUGAAAAUUUCAGCUGCUUUCUGCACAGCUUUCCCUUACUGCAGCGUAGAGAGUUGGUCACAUUAAAUAGACAUAGAGGAAGGUAUUAGUUGACAUAAAAUCAGACAGUAAUCAAGGAUCAUUUUGAUAGUUGUUUGUUCAAACACAUGGAUGGGUUUCUUUUAAAAAUGCCUUGAUCAGAUAUUUUGGAUCACAUUGGGACAUUAGUUAUUAUCCUCCUCAUGGUUCCACCCACCUGACCUGGGGUGGAAACUCCUGGAUGUUUUUAGCUGUCUGCUAGCUUCUGUUGAGGGCUUCCUCAAAGAUGUCAUUCAGCAUGGCAGAUUUGGACAGUAGCAACUUUUAGUGACCGAAAGUUUGGUUUAUGACGAGAAAGACUCCAACUCUGGGCUGACAUCUUCAUGAAUUCCCACGAGGUUUUCAACCAUAAAGUCUUCUUAUUACAAAGCAGAAUGGCUGGCCUCUUGUGAGACUUUCUCCAGACCUUAAUGACACAACUUGCUUUUCCUCGACUCCAGCAGUUUCUCUGCAAAUGAUUGACAGAUUUUGCUUUUUUAUGUUCAAGGCAGGGGAUUGUGCUCUUAGGCCAGUCUUUGUCAGCCAGUAGUUAUUACAGCUUUAUUGUGUAGGUUUGACUCUCUGGUUUGAGGCUGCCUUAAAGCAGCUGCUGUAUCUUUGCGUCGUUGUAGCAUGAAGCCAAUGCAGAGGAGGAUCAACUUUGAUGUCAAAUCCGAACAUCAUGAUUACUGCGAUUGUAGCGGACAUUCAGAGAGCAGGGUCCUCCCGGGCGAGCGGCCGCUCAGUGAGCGCAUGCUGUCGUCUUCUUCAGUGUUUUCGUCCUCAAACGCAUGACAGCGGUGGCGACCUCCCUCCUUUUGUUCAAAUAAGCAGCCCAAACUAGACGAAGGGACCGACUGAUCGGACUCGACCAAUCACUCGUCCGUCCAAGAAACCGUUCGGACUGAAACUCGUACAUUUUUUUUUCUUUUUCUGUUUUUUAUUUGGACUGUUGAUGAAUGAGCCAGUACAACGAAAAGCGUUGCCAAACUUCUCCAGUCUUCUCCCAAAGAGCUCGCUUUGUUUUCUCCUGUGGCACACGCCCUCCAACCAGAACCCGCCAACCUGAACAAAGAGCGCGCGAGAGAGAGACUUUGAUAGAUGUCCUCGUCUUGUCAAUGAGUUGGUGUGUUCAAAGAUUUCUUCUUCGUGCACGCUCAGAUAUUUUAUUUUACAUUGGUGUUUUUUGUUUGUUUGCUUUGGUAAACCCCCAACCCUCGGAUUGCUGCCUCACUAUUCUGUAUAUAAAGAAACUCACACGCGACAACUCAGCUUAAAGGCAUACCCUCAUAAUCCGCGUUUAUUUUCAUUUACCCAUUUUUAUUCUACCUGUACAUGAAGAUAUUAGCGUCCUAAGCAGGCGUGCAGGUCUGACUCCCGCCGUGGUGGGAGCGGGCUGAAACAGACGGGCGGAGCAGAUCUGGAGGGCUGUGAACCGUCGCCGUACAUCAGGAUCAGCCGUGACUUUUCAGCGAUGCCAAAUGUUACUCUUGUCUCUGUUUUCUCCUCCGUCUCCUCCCUCUCUGCCGCCCCUCCCCCGUCUCUUUGUACAUUGUUUUCUAUUUAUUUAAAAGCAGAAAUAUAUGGAGUGUAUCGAGCAUGGAAAGGCAAACAAAUGUUACAGUUGAUUU
Molecule: messenger RNA, 8487 nt
Organism: Xiphophorus hellerii (green swordtail)
Lineage: Eukaryota; Metazoa; Chordata; Actinopteri; Cyprinodontiformes; Poeciliidae
Product: phosphatidylinositol-binding clathrin assembly protein
Exons: 20
Coding region: 1021-2904 (627 amino acids)
Biological process (GO): synaptic vesicle budding from presynaptic endocytic zone membrane; clathrin coat assembly; clathrin-dependent endocytosis
Cellular component (GO): clathrin-coated pit; clathrin-coated vesicle; synaptic vesicle
Molecular function (GO): phosphatidylinositol-4,5-bisphosphate binding; SNARE binding; 1-phosphatidylinositol binding
Source: RefSeq, a predicted model, not a curated record